AUGAUGACGAUAGCAUUAGAAGAGAAGAACGCAGAUAUUAAUAAUACUUCAAAAACUGAUUUGGUUCCAGUAACUAAAGGUGGUCGUUAUGGUAUUAAAAGCGUUUUAGCAGAUAUUCGUACGAUUCUAUAUGCGAUAAGUUUUGGUAUAUUGUUUGGAUUUUUUAUGAAUAAAGGCACAGUAUUUGUGGCUCCUACUAUUCGUAAACAAAUGUUACUUCAACGUUUUGCAAUGUUAAAAAUGUUUCUUGCUGCUGUUGGAGUAUCUAUGUUAAGUGUAAUAUUACUUGUUCUAUGUUGUAAUAAAUUAUAUGAGAAAAUUCUUAAUGGUUAUAUUGAACAUAAUAGUCGUCGAGACAUUCUUCAUUAUAUAUUUGGUGGUACUCUAAUUGGAUUAGGAAUGGUCAUAUGUGGCAGUUGUCCAGGAACAGUUUUUGUUCAAGUAGGCUCCGGUAUUGUUAAUUCUCUAUUUACUUGUUUGGGUGGUCUUCUUGGCACUUAUUUCUAUUAUAUAUUUGUACAUGAACGUAUUUCAAUAGAAAAACUUCCUUCAACAUCACUUGUUCUUCGACGUAUUUGUGAUAUACUUCCUAUUUCAAGUAUUAUAUGCCAUACAAUAUUCGGUCUUAUCUUCCUUGGUGUUGCUAUUGGUCUAGAAUUUGCAGUUCCUUGGAAAUCUGAUUUAAAUCCUGGCUUAUUAACAAAGGGUACUCUUAAUCCAGAAAAUGCAACUGGCCAUUUCUUGGGUUUGGCUGCUUGGCCACCGUCAGCUUGUGGUGCUGGUAUUGGUCUUUUACAAUUGUUUUUCAUAUUUUUUCUCGAGAAAUCAUUAGGAGUUUCAUCAGCAUUUACCGUAUUUGCUGCUCAAGUGUGUCGCAUUAAAAUAAUUGGUCGAGUACUACCAUCAUUGAAUUCAUUUGCCUAUGGAAUUAAGAAUUAUGUAGCAAUUCUAUUUGCUUUGGGAGCUAUUGGUGGUAGUGCUCUCUCAUCGGGCUUAUCAAAAACAAUUCCAUUAGGUUCAGAAAAUGGAACAAAUAUACUUAGUAGUAUUCUUGGAGGAUUUAUAUUACUGUUAGGAGCACGUUGUGCAGGUGGAUGUACUAGUGGACAAGGAAUUUCAGGUACGAAUGAAAAUCAUCUUUCAUAG
This is a messenger RNA of Rotaria sp. Silwood2, 1146 nucleotides long. The record is from the annotation of a GenBank genome assembly. Lineage: Eukaryota; Metazoa; Rotifera; Eurotatoria; Philodinida; Philodinidae.